AUGCUUCACUCCAAUACUACACCAAAUGGGUUAGCUCCCGGCACACAACUCCAGCUACUCCCCACCUUAUCCGACGGCCGCCUCCGGUGUCAAGCAUUGAAGUUAGCACCAGGGCUCAUUGAACGCCAGCAAUGUCCACAGGAAGCGACCCAUGAGAUUGUAGAUGGCCGCCCAAUAUUCUGUCAGAACUGUAGUGACAUAUUUGGCAUCGAUCAACCGGGCCAAAGUCAAUCCUCGCCUACGACACCGGACCUAGUAGAUGAUGACGACAGUGAACUUCCAGCCAGGGAGGUGAUUACUAUACAGCUUAAUUUUUCCGAUAUCGCGACUCGUGUUACCGAAGACAGAGUCUGCGGUAUAUGCAUGUCGAAGAAAUUGAGUAUCCUGAGGCUGACGAAUUGUGGUCAUGAGAUUUGUGAGGAAUGCCUUAGGGAAAAGCUCCUCACGGAGAUUGGCUCCCGUUUCGACUGCGCGUACUGCAGAAUGUGGAUGUUGCAUAUUCCGCGGAACGUGCUUUACAGCAAAAAAUAG
Molecule: messenger RNA, 531 nt
Organism: Lindgomyces ingoldianus
Lineage: Eukaryota; Fungi; Ascomycota; Dothideomycetes; Pleosporales; Lindgomycetaceae
Exons: 1
Coding region: 1-531 (176 amino acids)
Molecular function (GO): metal ion binding
Source: RefSeq, a predicted model, not a curated record